AUGUUCCACACUGCGCAGUGGGGCAGGAUGCUCUGUGCUUCACGUGUCUGGCCAGACUUUGGGGGACCCUGGGUCUUGGGGAUCAUGGGGAUCCUGACUUUGGUGCUUUGUAGCUGCUCAGGACAGACAGCUUCCCUGCCUUGGGCCCUGCCACCCGCUUCCAGCUGGGAACACCAAGGGGGCUUUGUCUUCAUCCACAUGGAGAGCAGCCUGUACUCACUGCCCUGCAGCCCUAUUGAAAUGGAGGUGGCUGAUCCCACCUACCGCUGGGGACAGGACAGGACAGUUCCCAGGUUGCUCUUAGUCGCCAAAGAGGGACAUCUCCUCUUCCAACACUUCCAAGCAGCCGAUAGUGGGAAGUACUCGUGCACCAUCUCCUACACAAAGCGCAGGAUCCCUGUGUCCCAAAUGUUUCACUACAGCAUCCUUGGGUACCAUGUGCCCGGAGGCCUGGACACUGUGCUGCUCUUCCACAGCAAGUUCUGUGAGGAUGAGUGGACCCAAAGGUUCCUGCAUGAUCUACAGGAGAAGCUGAGGCAGCUAGAGAUCGAGCAGCACUGCAAACUCCAGCUCAAUGCCACUUUCUGCUUCCCGUCACUCAACAGCCCUUCUGAUGAAUUCAUUGUCCAAGUACAGCUAGAAGUGUCCCCCUUUGGGCCCAACUGGGAUGAACACUGCAACUCCCAGGACUUGCAGACGGUCACAGACUGCUACCGCAAAACAGUCCGGCACAACCUCAGGCAGGUCCAGCUCGCCCUUACCAGGUUCUUCAAGGAGCACAAGUCCUUCCUCAUCUCUAGGCCUGGUAUCCCCAGCAUCAAGUUCACCAAUGAGUUUGUCGGCUUCUUAAGGACUGAGCAGUGCAGCGCAGGCUAUGGGCAGACCAAGCAGCUCCAAAGAUGUCUUGACUGUUGCAUUGUAUGCCCACCAGGGAUGUUCAGCCCUCCGAAGAGCAGCCAAUGCUCCCUAUGUCCUGUUGGGACCUACAGCAUGACCCACGGGGUGGCAUUUUGCACUCCCUGCAAGGAUGGCAUGACCACCAGAACACCAGGCACUAGCUCCAUAAAAGACUGUGUCAAGAAGCGAAGGACCAAGCAUGCUAUCUCCAUCGUGCACAAGAUGCCAGCCCUGCUUCUUAUCGUCUUGCCAGCAUUACUAAUCCUCAAUGUUCUCUUCAUCCUAAGCUCUUGUUACUGGUUCUAUCGAGAUUACCAUUUGCCAUCUCUAAGGGCUUCCAAGACGAAAGGAAACACCAUGAGGAUGGAGAAGAUGAGCCAUUUCUUCAGGAUCCCCAAGCAGGGCCCCCAGGCUCUCGCUGAUGCCGGACCUGCCAGUGGCACCAGCGCAUCUCAGGGGGGUGACAAGGAGCAGACAGAUGGAGCACCAUCCCCUGCCACGGCCUUGAACCUGGUUGGUGUGACUGAUGAGAUGACUCCUGUGCUGGCACCAGAGAAAAGAAGGAGCACUUUCUGA
Messenger RNA from Strigops habroptila (Kakapo), 1473 nucleotides. RefSeq names its product zona pellucida-binding protein 2-like. The transcript is spliced from 10 exons. Gene Ontology annotation, biological process: binding of sperm to zona pellucida; acrosome assembly. Lineage: Eukaryota; Metazoa; Chordata; Aves; Psittaciformes; Psittacidae. Bases 1 to 1473 code for a protein of 490 amino acids. The record is from RefSeq and is a predicted model, not a curated record. Gene Ontology annotation, cellular component: zona pellucida receptor complex; extracellular region; acrosomal vesicle.